AUGGCAGCUCGCGUGGCUACCCCUCAAAGUAUCGGAAAAAUUAGUAUUGAAAUUAGUUCAAUCACUAAACAUCUUAUAACUAUUAAGCAUCAAUUAUACCGUAGUUGGAAAAAAAAUGGUGUAGGAAAAAGUCAAUACUAUCGAGCAAGAGAUUCACUUGCACUUUCGUUACGAAAUGAUCGAAUAGCUCGACUUCGACGAACUAUUCAUGCUCUUACUACCAAAAAGAUGAAUACAGGCAAAGUAUGGGCACUUAUUCGAAAGUACCACACCAAGAGAAUAAAACAACAGUUCACCUCUACUUUAAAACAUCAUCAAAUAUUGGCAACCAGUGAUGCAGAGAAGGCAGAUUUGUUUGCCACAUAUUUUGAACGUGAUGUUUACCCGAGUGCGCCUAAUACAUCAACUUUUAACGUUCAUGCCAGCGAGGUUAUCAAGAAAAUCAAGCAGUCAAACAACAACUUAUCAAUUACUCGUCAACGUUUUCGACUAAUUACAGCGAAAGAACUGAAAUCGAUCUUGAAACAUUUACCGAAUUCAGCAACGGGGCCAGAUAAUGUGCACAAUCGAUGUUUAAAAAAUUUUACAAAUUCAUUAAUUGAUCAUUUACUUAAAUUAAUGAAUGUAAGUUUAAUAUUUGGUUAUGUUCCUCGCUCCUGGAAAACUGAAUUUAUCACUUUAUUACCUAAACCAGAAAAAGAUCGAACCCAAGUUUCGAACUAUCGACCUAUUAGCUUACUAAGUUGUGUAGGAAAGGUUCUCGAAAAGAUGAUUAAACAAAGACUUAUUUCGGAAUUAAAUUAUCGCAACAUUUUACCUCGUCAUCAGGCUGGUUUUUUGGAAGGAAAAUCUACCAUGUACAAUAUCUUAAGGCUAAGUCGGUGUGCUCGACAAGCUGUUGAUCACAGUCAUCAUGCUGCAGUUAUAUUCUUCGAUAUUAAAUCAGCUUUCGACACUGUCUGGCAUUACGGUCUUAUUUACAAGAUGAAAGAUUUUCGUUUACCAGACUAUCUCAUUUAUUGGACAAUAUCUUUCUUAUAUAAAAGAACAGCACAUAUUGAAAUUGAAAAUCAACUCUCACGUCCUUUUCGAACUUAA
Molecule: messenger RNA, 1098 nt
Organism: Rotaria sp. Silwood1
Lineage: Eukaryota; Metazoa; Rotifera; Eurotatoria; Philodinida; Philodinidae
Source: the annotation of a GenBank genome assembly